CUCUUAUAUUAAAUCUUUCAUUUGGAUUGUGCUAGUAGAUUUAACGAUUAUUAGCUUUUAAAGUAAGUGAUUAGAAUCUAUAAAAAAGAAUCGUUGAAUGCUCAGAUUACCAACCAAGCAAUUUAAAUUUCAAUAUAUAACUAAUUUUUCAUAUCUUUAUCGUCAACUCACUCCACGAUUAUUCACAACUUCAAGUCAAUUAAAAAUGCAAAUUCCUUCUAAACAAGCUGCUCAUAAAUUAACCUUAAUUCCAGGUCCUAUUGAAUUCUCAGAUGAAGUCUUAGAUGCUAUGGCUACUCCAUCUCAAGGUCAUACAUCUCCUGAAUUUGUUAAAACUUUCCUGUCCGUAUUGAAAAAUUUAAGAAAAGUUUUCAAAUCUGAAGAUCCAAAUGCUCAAGCUUAUGUUUUAUCUGGUUCAGGUACUUUAGGUUGGGAUAUUACUGGAGCUAAUCUUGUAACUCCUGGUGAUAAAGUUUUAGUAUUAUCUACAGGGUUCUUUUCCGAUGGAUUUGCUGAUGCUUUAAAGAUUUAUGGGGCCGAUGUUGAUGUAUUAACAGCCGACCUUGGUGAUGUCGUCCCAUUAGCCAAAAUCGAAGAACAAUUAAAGAAAGAAAACUAUACAGCUAUAACCAUAACUCAUGUUGAUACUUCUACAUCUGUUGUAAGUGAUGUUAAAGCAAUUUCUCAAGUAGUUAAGAAAAUUUCUCCAGAAACUUUAAUCGUUGUUGAUGGAGUUUGUUCUAUUGCUGUUGAAGAUUUAGAAUUUGAUAAAUGGGGAAUUGAUUAUGCUUUAAGUGCUUCUCAAAAGGCAAUUGGAGUUCCAGCUGGUUUAUCUAUAUCAUUUGCUUCUGGUAGAGCCAUUGAAAAGGCCGUAGCUAGAAAGGAAUCAGUAUAUUUUGCUUCUUUAAAGAGAUGGACUCCAAUCAUGAAAGCUUAUGAAAGUGGUAGUGGAGCUUAUUUUGCAACUCCUGCUGUUCAAACAGUUACUGCUUUAAAAGUUUCACUUGAUCAAAUUCUUUCUAAAUCCUUAGAUGAAAGAUUUGCCAAACAUGCCGAAGUAUCCACUAAAUUCAAGACUCAUCUUGAAGGUUUAGGAUUAAAGAUUGUUCCUGUUAAUCAUGAUGUAGCUGCUCAUGGAUUAUCAGCUGUAUAUUUCCCAGAAGGUGUUAAUGGAGGUGAAUUCAUAAGUUCUUUGGCUCAAAAGGGAUUUGUCGUUGCUGGUGGUAUCCACAAAGCAAUUGUUGGUAAAUACUUUAGAGUUGGUCAUAUGGGUUACUCUGUUGAAGCUGGUCAUAUCGACUUACUUACUAAAGCCAUUGAAGAAUCAAUUAUAGAACUUCGUAAAUAACAUUCUCGCCUUCCUCAAGCCAAAUUAUGAUUGCCCUUCUUAUUUAUUAUUUAUUGUGUAAAUCUGCUUAUAGAUAUUACAAAAAAAUAUAAGAUUAUCUCUAUAAAAGAUUGAGGAAGUGCUAUGAUAAACGAUAAUGGUUACACUAUAUAUAUAUUUUUUUACUACAAUUAAUAAAAGUUAAACUAUACGCUACACGACUCAAGUGAGCAGUAGCAGCAUCUCUUACAAUUACAAUAUAUUUAUCAAAAAUUCGGU
Scheffersomyces amazonensis is the source of this 1606-nucleotide messenger RNA. RefSeq names its product pyridoxal-phosphate-dependent aminotransferase family protein. Gene Ontology annotation, molecular function: L-alanine:glyoxylate transaminase activity; L-serine:pyruvate transaminase activity. The record is from RefSeq and is a predicted model, not a curated record. Bases 98 to 1348 code for a protein of 416 amino acids. Lineage: Eukaryota; Fungi; Ascomycota; Pichiomycetes; Serinales; Debaryomycetaceae. The transcript has a single exon. Gene Ontology annotation, cellular component: peroxisome.